AUGGAAUGGGUUCGCAACAAAUUCAUCGGACCGCCGAAUUUGGCGAUCGCCGCUCCGCACAAUUUGAGCACAAUCGGCUUCACGCCCAUUUCUGGUGAGUUCGGAGGACGGUUUUGUUGGAAAUUACAGGAAUUUUUACGUUUUUCGGAGGAUGUAGGUUUCAGCUAAAUUUUAUAGUGCUUGAUGGAGUGUGCCUCAAAAAGUGUCAUUUCUGGACUAAAAACGUCAAAAGUGUUGCAGAGGACAGUCCGAACUGUUCGUUCUACGAGUGGUCCCGGAACCCGUCGCACGCGCAGUUCUUCCGCAUCUUCUCGAUCAUUUCGGUGCUGACCGUGCUCGUCGUCGUCGUCGUUCUCGGUAACGCGCUCGUCAUCGCGGCGGUCCUUCUGCGCAGGCGCCUCCGUUCGGCCACCGGAUUGCUCAUUCUGAGUCUGGCACUCGCCGAUUUGCUCGUCGGCACCGUCAUUUUGCCGUUUAGCAUCGCCAACGAGGUCCUCGAUCAAUAUUGGAUAUUCGGAGAGACGUGGUGCACAAUUUGGUUGACACUGGACAUUUGGAUGUGCACCGCCUCCAUUUACAAUCUCGUCGCCAUCUCCAUCGAUAGGCAAGUGACAAAAAUGACAAAAAUUGAGUGUCCUGGGCGGGUCAAAAAUUGCGUAAAUUCUCACAAAUUUUGAAAGUUUGACAAUGGAGAGCAAUUCUUAAGCAAUUUUGUCACAUAUCACUUGGGACUGAAAAAAUUGGAUCGAAACUGUGCUCUAGAGCUAGGAAAUCACAAUUUUUAAUCAAAAGUUGCCAAAUUUCGAGUUCUCUAAUCGUCUCAAUGUUUGCAGAUACAUCGCGAUAAUUAAGCCUCUCAACUAUCCGAUGCUGGUGACAAAGUUCCGCGCGCGGUGCACGGUGGCCGUCGUCUGGAUCGGCAGUUUCCUCAUCUGCUCGCCGUCCUUCUUCCUCGCCAGCUCGAUCAAAGAUAAAGAGACGCCGUGCCGGUGCACCCCGGCCAACGCCGGCCGCGUCUACGUCGUCUUCUCCGCGUCGAGCUCUUUCUACAUUCCGAUGAUCAUCGUCGUCUUCGUGUAUUUCCGGAUCUACGUGGCCGCGCGCGCCGCCACCAAGUCCAUCUAUUCGGGAAUGAUGAGCGUGACGGCGGCGGCGAACAAGAAGGCGAAUCCGAAGAGUUAUCUGCUCAACCAUCCGGACGUCAUCAACCAGGACUCGCUGCCGAUGCUCCGUGUGCAUCGCGGCUCGUCGGUCGUCGCUCAAAUUACGCCCGGCAAGCCGGCGUAUAAGUGAGUAUUCUUCGGGCUAAGGGGGCAAAAUGAUCCAGGAGGGGAUAAACAAUAUUUAUAAUUGGAUCCUCCUUCUCCUCCUCCUACUCCUUCCUAAUUAUCGCUCUUUUCAGACCAAACGGAAAUUCUAUCGACGCUUCUGCGAAUGGCGGAUCACAAAUCACGGGGAAAGCGGGAAACGCGGCCAGAAAAUAUGCGGCCGAAUCCGCAAAAACACUGGUGAAUCGAGGAGCGUUAGCGAGACAGAAGAGGCACGGACGGAGCAGCGAGAGCUCGGUCGACUCACUGAAUGGGUACGGUACUUUACUAGGCGGUUUUCAACAGUUUUUCACAUAUUUAGCUAGAUUUGACUGUAAAUUGGACCCAGGGAUCCCGAAAUUUUAAGAGAAUGAGCGAAAACGUGUGUAGAACCGAAUUUUUCAGUUGGUUAGAAAAAUUAUCCGAAUUCCAUGGUUCCAAAAUCUUUUGCUGGAAAAAUGCGAAAAAUCUCUAAUUUUCAGUGCUAACUCCUACUCGGCGACGCCGUUAAAAGAGAACGGCGAUCUCGGAUCGUUGGCCGAGAAGAACUCGCGGAGCUCUUCAACCGAAUCGAACACUCUCGACAAGACAGAGCCGUUGACGGCACAAACCGACGACGCCUUCUCGGAGAGCAACAAUAACAACAACAACAAUAACAAUACGAACGGCGACGAGGAGACGAAGGAGACGUGCGACGAUUCGACGGGAAUGCUGGCCGACAAGAAGAAGAACAAGAGUUUCGCCUCGAAAUUCAACCUUCUCAUGCGAAGAGGACACAAGAAACGAACGGCGGGCGCCUACGAAAAACGCCUUUCGCUCGAGAUCAAAGCCGCCAAAACCGUACGUCUUUUUUCGAAUAUUUCUCAUUUUUCUACAAAAUAAUUGGUUCAGGUAGCAAUCGUGACGGGCUGUUUCAUCUUCUGCUGGCUGGGCUUCGCACUCGUCUACGGCCUCGAAAUCAAACUGAACGACGUCGUCUGGAGCAUCGUUUUCUGGCUCGGCUACCUGAAUUCCGCCCUCAAUCCCGUCAUCUACACGGUGUUCAAUCGCGAAUUUCGCAUUUGUUUCAAACGACUGCUCACGUGUCAUCAUUUGAAUCAUCCGACGCAUAAGGUGAGCAUUUUUACGGAGGGAAUCAGUGAGAUUCCAGAAAAUCCCAGACAAAUUAAUCAAUUCCAGUACACGAACAACAAUUCGUACAAUUCGACGGCGAUCCGCUCUACGAAUGCAGUGAAUCGUGUUCCGCAAACGAGUCUAUACAACUACACGCAGACGAACAAUUCGGAGAAGAGCUCGGCGGUCACUUUUAACACUCCCGCCACUCAAUGA
Caenorhabditis sp. 36 PRJEB53466 is the source of this 2636-nucleotide messenger RNA. The record is from the annotation of a GenBank genome assembly. NCBI's taxonomy places the organism in Eukaryota, Metazoa, Nematoda, Chromadorea, Rhabditida, Rhabditidae.